Molecule: messenger RNA, 1038 nt
Organism: Closterium sp. Naga37s-1
Lineage: Eukaryota; Viridiplantae; Streptophyta; Zygnematophyceae; Desmidiales; Closteriaceae
Source: the annotation of a GenBank genome assembly
AUGCAAGUGUGCAGAUCCCUCCUACGUUCCCUUGAGGUUCUCACCCUGGGGACCUGGCUUCGCCUCACCCCUCACCUGCAGAUCCCUCCUCUGCCCCGGCUCAAGAAGCUGACCCUGAUUUGUGUUGGCGUUAUCAGUGGCGCUGAUUUGCUGGGCAGGGGAUCUGGGACGCUGGAGGACGCUGCCGUUUCUUCCAUUCUGCCCUCUCUGGAGGAUCUGGAGGUGCAUCUGGCAGGGGAGGCAGAGGAGCUGCCGCUACCCCUCGCAUUCUGCCCCAACCUCCGCACGCUGACCAUCCAAAGUGCUGGCCGCAUGCAGGCACUUCCGGAUGACAUGGGAUGGACCCUGCAGCAGCUGAGGCAGCUGCACAUACAGCAGGCUGAAGAGUUGACGACGCUGCCAGCAACUUUCACCAAGCUCCAUUCGCUGACAUCUAUAGUAGUGCAUGCUCCCAACCUCUCGUCCCUCCCUGAUCACAUCGGUGCCUUAUCCAGACUGCGCGAGCUCAACCUCUCCAACUGCUCUGCUCUCACGCACCUCCCUGCGUCUCUCACCCGGCUGUCCUGCCUCCACAAACUGAACCUCAGCAGCACCGCUAUCCGCUCCCUACCUCCUGGCUUCGCACACCUGACGAGGCUCAGGAAGCUAGACUUGGAUGGCUGUGGGCAGCUGGAAGGCCUUCCGGAAGAUCUGACAGAGCUGAAGAUGCUUCAUUGGUUGGAUGUGUCCGGGUCACCUUCACCUCUGCCCCUACCCGUUCUCCUUCACCUCUGCCCCUACCCGUUCUCCUUCACCUCUGCCCCUACCCGUUCUCCUUCACCUCUGCCCCUACCCGUUUCUCCUUCACCUCUGCCCCUACCCUUUCUCCUUCACCUCUGCCCCUACCCGUUCUCCUUCACCUCUGCCCCUACCCGUUCUCCUUCACCUCUGCCCCUACCCUUUCUCCUUCACCUCUGCCCCUACCCGUUCUCCUUCACCUCUGCCCCUACCCGAUCUCCUUCACCUCUGCCCCUACCCGUCCCCUGUCUCACAUGCUAG